Protopterus annectens (West African lungfish) is the source of this 3657-nucleotide messenger RNA. RefSeq lists its product as uncharacterized. The record is from RefSeq and is a predicted model, not a curated record. Gene Ontology annotation, molecular function: zinc ion binding; nucleic acid binding. NCBI's taxonomy places the organism in Eukaryota, Metazoa, Chordata, Ceratodontiformes, Protopteridae. Gene Ontology annotation, biological process: DNA integration.
AUGUCCAAGGCUAAGAUAGAGAAUAGUACACAGCGUGCAAUAGGAAACCAAGCCUAUUUUGGUGAAAGAAUGUUUAGUACCGGUGUCCAGUCUGCAAACCAGAUACUGGAUGCGGGCCGGAAGCGAGCCAUAUUGCUGAGCUCGGUGGGCAGCAAGACAUACAGUCUGAUGAGGAACUUAUUGAGUCCUGAUAAACCGGGGGAUAAAUCGUUCACGGAGUUGACGAGCUUGCUUCAGUCACAUUAUAACCCGAAGCCGAGUGCAAUAGUCCAAAGGUUCAAGUUAAAUUCAAGGACUAGAAUGGCUAAUGAAACGGUAACGGAAUAUGUCGCAGUGCUGAGGGAACUGGCGCAACACUGUAAUUAUGGGGACAGACUGACAGAAAUGCUAUGAGAUAGGCUCGUAUGUGGCAUUGCAGAUGACCGCAUACAACGCAGGUUGUUGGCGGAGCCUGAGUUGUCAUUUGAAAAGGCCUUGAAGUUGGCACAGGCCAUAGAAACGGCGAAUAAAGACAUUUGUGAUUUACAACCAAGAACCAUCGAAGGGGUGGGGAGCAGGGGUGCUACCCCACUGCCAGUGCAUAAAGUGGUCGGGGAGCAUAAAACACCAGGGAAGUCUGGUCAGUAUGCCUGUUACAGGUGUGGCGGAGAACAUCUGGCAAGGAACUGUCGUUUCUUAAAUGAAAAAUGUCAUGCUUGCGGGAAAAAGGGCCAUGUGAAGAAAAUGUGCCACGCAACGCCCUCUAGGGACCAGCCGAGAAAGGGGGAGGACAAGAGCAGUAUGAUGGACAGAAAGGGAAACCGAAAAAUAAAACGGCAGUAUGCACACCACAUGCAUGAAGGUACAAAUAAAAACACUAGGGAAGAUGAGGAAGUGUUUGCUAUGUUUAACAUGGAAGAGGCCAGUGUGACGGUUCUGUCCAAGGCGGAGUAUGGAAAGUUAUGGCUAAAAGAAGCUCAGAAGCUGCGGGACUGUUCAGUGACUUUGAAAACAUAUACCGGUGAAACAGUUCCCACACUGGGGAUGGCCAAAGUAACUGUAAAACAUAAAGAUAAAGUCAAACAGUUACCAGUCAUGGUGGUAGCAGCAAAGAUACACGUUAAAGAAAAUGCAACGCCAAGAUUUUACAAACCUCGACCCGUACCAUAUGCAAUGAAGAAGAAAGUGGAGACUGAGUUGGAAUGACUCACUAAGCAAGGUAUAAUUGAACCAGUGAAGUUUUCGGAAUGGGCAGCACCCAUUGUUCCAGUAUUAAAGCCAGAUAAUACGGUACGCAUAUGUGGUGACUACAAGUUAACAGUGAACCAAGUUUCGAAGUUGGAGCAGUAUCCAUUACCCAAGGUGGAGGAUGUAUUUGAAAAGCUGUCGGGAGGUGAAAAGUUUAGUAAACUGGACCUCAGUCAGGCAUAUCAACAAGUAGUUCUGGAAGAAGGGUCAAAGGCCUAUGUCACCCUUAACACACACAAAGGACUGUUCCAAGUCAAUCGUUUACCUUUUGGGGUUUCCUCUAGUCCAGCUAUUUUCCAGAGAAUAAUGGAGGGACUGGUGGCAGGAAUUCCGAAGGUGGCUGUGUAUCUGGACGACAUCCUGUUGACGGGAAGGAACAAUGGCGAGCAUCUGGAGACUCUGAACGAGGUGCUAAGUCGACUGCGAGAGGCUGGUUUACGGGUGAAGAGGAGUAAAUGUGCUUUCAUGGUAAAGGAAGCAGAGUUCCUGGGUUACAAGGUGGAUGCCUCGGGCCUACACCCCCUGCCAGACAAGGUAAAAGCCAUCCAAGAGGCACCUGCACCCACAAAUGUUACAGAGCUGAAGGCUUAUUUAGGCUUACUCAUCUAUUAUAACAGGUUCCUACCAAAUCUGUCAACGCUGUUAGCUCCUUUACAUAAAUUGUUACGGAAGGAGACCCUGUGGAUGUGGCAGGAGGAACAAGACAAAGCGUUUGAGCAGUCCAAGGAACUGAUGCAGUCUUCAGAGGUUUUGGUGCACUGCGAUAGUCACAAGGACUUAAUUUUGUCAUGUGAUGCCUCACCGUAUGGGUUAGGGGCCGUGUUGGCACACCGGAUGCCAGAUGGACAAGAAAGACCCAUUGGGUUCAUGUCACGAACUUUAACACCAGCAGAGUCAAACUAUUCCCAGCUAGACAAAGAGGGUUUGGCUGUAAUGUUUGGAAUUAAGAGGUUCCACAAAUACCUCUAUGGCAGGAAGUUUACUGUGUGUACCGAUCAUAAGCCUUUGUUGUCACUGUUCAACGAGAUGAAGGCCGUGCCUCAGAUGGUUUCUCCCCGAAUUCAGAGAUGGGCUGUAACAUUAAGAGCUUAUGAAUAUGAGAUUGUUUAUAAGCCUGGGAAACACCAUAGCAAUGCGGACGCAUUGAGCCGUCUGCCGCUACCGGGGCCUUCCCAGCGGGAGGAAAUGGAGGACCGAGUGUUGAUGAUGGAGGACAUCACGUUGGUGUCAGCGAAAGAAUUGAGCGAAUGGACACGCAAAGACCCGGUGUUGGCUCAAGUGUUUAAAUGGGUCCAGCAAGGCUGGGCAACACAACACCUUGAUCCAGUUUUCAGGCCUUAUGAGGUGAGGAAAACAGAGCUGAGUGUGCAAGAUGGAUGCGUGUUGUGGGGGGCACGAGUGAUAAUUCCGCCCCCAGGAAGACGUGCACUUUUACAUCAGCUGCAUCAAGGUCAUGUGGGCAUCACACGAAUGAAGGCCUUAGCACGAAGUUAUUUUUGGUGGCCAAAGUUGGACCACGACAUUGAAGUCGCUGUGAGAGAGUGUAAAACCUGUCAGCAGCAUCGCAACUUACCUGUGAUGGCACCACUACACCCAUGGGAGUGGCCAAGUAGACCUUGGCAGAGACUUCAUAUAGACUAUGCAGGACCUUUUAUGGGGGCAAUGUUUUUGAUAAUAAUGGAUGCUCAUUCUAAAUGGAUGGAUGCCUACCCAGUCAAAACACCCACUUCUACCACUACCAUUGACUGCCUGAGAAAGAGUUUCAGUAGUCAAGGAUUACCUGAGACUAUUGUAUCAGAUAAUGCGUCAUGUUUCAUGAGUGAAGAGUUCAAGGGGUUCCUGGAAAAAAAUGGCAUUGUACAUGUCACAUCAGCACCAUACCAUGCUGCUUCAAAUGGAUGUGCUGAAAGGGCUGUCCAGACCUUUAAAGCGAUGAUGAAAAAGGCCGGAGACGGAAGUAUGGCAGCCAAAGUAUCAAGGGUGUUAUUCAACUACCGCAUUACACCCCAGUCUACCACGGGAUUGUCUCCUGCCGAGAUGUUGCAAGGACGGAGAUUACGAUCCACGUUGGAUCUGGUGCAUCCAAACAUCCGAGCUAAGGUAGAGAGGAUACAGUGGAGGCAAAAAGAAUAUCAUGAUCAACGACGGAGAGAGAGAAGUUUCCUGGAGGGAGAUGCAGUGAUGACGCGAAACUUCAGCUAUGGACCUAAAUGGAUUCCAGGUUUUAUUGUUAAGAGCACGGGUCCCCUGUCGUACCAGGUGAGGUUGAAUGGAGGUUUAGUAGUGAGGAGACAUGUGGACCAGAUUCUGCGGAGUGUGCAGGAGAAGGACUCCAUGGAACUGCAAGUCCCGGAAAUGCCGUUAGUUUCGGGAGAAGGGCUCGCAGCGGCAGGAGGAUCUCCGAUCUUGGGGGCCGAGGGAGACCGCUGA